Messenger RNA from Argentina anserina (silverweed cinquefoil), 266 nucleotides. RefSeq lists its product as uncharacterized. NCBI's taxonomy places the organism in Eukaryota, Viridiplantae, Streptophyta, Magnoliopsida, Rosales, Rosaceae. Bases 58 to 264 code for a protein of 68 amino acids. The transcript has a single exon. The record is from RefSeq and is a predicted model, not a curated record.
CCCAAACCUCUCGCAUUUUACUACAGAGAAGUUUAACUCAGCUAAUAGCUAUCAAGCAUGGUGGUCUUUUGCUUUCUGGUGGAUCAGACUAAGAAAGUGCGAGGGAGCAAGCCGGCAGCCGGAAUAUGCUCGCGGUGCGGUGGUGGAGCUAGCGUCGCCGAUAUGAAAACUGCUACCAGAUUUUGUUACGUGCCGUUUUAUUGGAAGUCUUGGAGAGCCAUUAUCUGCACUUUCUGCGGAGCAGUACUUCGAUCUUACUCAUAAUC